Molecule: messenger RNA, 2035 nt
Organism: Alternaria rosae
Lineage: Eukaryota; Fungi; Ascomycota; Dothideomycetes; Pleosporales; Pleosporaceae
Product: ubiquitin carboxyl-terminal hydrolase 2
Exons: 6
Coding region: 194-1747 (517 amino acids)
Biological process (GO): protein deubiquitination
Molecular function (GO): cysteine-type deubiquitinase activity; zinc ion binding
Source: RefSeq, a predicted model, not a curated record
GGAGGGAAUAACAAAAAAGGGAGGGGUCCGCUUCAACCCCAGAAAUAACUCCCCAAGCCGCGCAUCGUGAGCGCCGCUGCCACCAAAGUGUUGCGCCUGUGCUGCUGGCGAGCGCUUCCGAUAGUCUUCUAAUCUUGCAGUAUGUAGAGCGCGAGUACGUCUACUGUACCAAGGCUCGAAUCCGUUCGGCAUCAUGGACACGAUAGCAGUGGCCCCAAAGGCGUCGGCGCUGGCGUCGCCCAAGAUUGUUAAGAAUGCAAAGGGCAACAUUGUGCCGAGCAGCCAGAUGGCGCAUAUCGCAUAUGGAUGCGAGCACAUGGGCGAGAUGUUUGAGAAGGCGCGCAAGCAGACGCUUCAGCACUACCGAGCCAUCCUCCAGAAUAUCCACGAGAAACCGAGUAUAAUAGCCCAGACGUACACUGCGCCGGCAGAUGCGCGCAACGUUGUGUCGCUGAGGCCGCUGUACUUAUGUCUGCAGUGUCCGAGCAUCAUGACCGAGGUGGAUCGCGAUUUGCACUUUGAGACCAAGUCGCACUGUUUCUCUGUAGAGUCGCGAGACGGCAACAUAUACUGUGGCAAUUGCCAAGACUUCAUCUACGACGAGACGUUGGACGUGCUGAGAGUACAGAAGGGCAAGAAGCGGAAGUACGAAGACAAUACCACGACCGAAGACCACAAGCUCGUAAUCAGCAACUCGACCUUCCUCCCCUGCCGCGCGAUAGGCCUGCGUGGGCUCUACAAUAUGGGCCAGACAUGCUUCAUGAGCGUCAUCCUACAGACCCUCGUCCACAAUCCAUUCAUACGAAACUUCUAUCUUUCCGAAGGUCAUAAACAGACAGAGUGCGAGAGGGACUCAUGCGUGAGCUGUGCGCUGGACGAGAUGUUUGUCGAAUUCCACUCGGCCGAGAAGACGGAGGGCUUUGGCGCUGUCAGCAUGCUCAUGGGCAGCUGGCUGGCGGGAGAAGCUCUCGCGGGAUACCAGCAGCAGGAUGCGCACGAGUACAUGCAGUUCAUACUCAACACGCUGCACCAGGCGAACGGCGGAUCGACAGACGACUCGGAAGAUUGCAAGUGCGUGGUGCAUCAGGCGUUUUGCGGGAAGCUCUCAAGUACGGUGACAUGUGACAACUGUCGCAAUGUGACCACGGCGCAAGAUCCGUAUAUGGACCUUAGUUUGGACGUACGGAUACAGGGCAAGAAACGGAAGAUCAAGGAAGAAAAGGGUGAAGAGACUCCUUUGGAUUUGAGGGACUGUCUCGAACGCUUCACGGUGAAAGAGAAGCUGGGCUCAGCAGAGUACACAUGUCGAAACUGCGAUAGUCCGCAGAAUGCGACCAAGCAGCUGAGCAUUAAGAGGCUACCACCAGUCCUCUCCAUUCAUCUCAAGCGCUUCGAGCACACGAAAUCCACGUCCUCCAAGAUCGAAACCCCCGUUCGCUUCCCCGUCAAACUAGACAUAUAUCCCUAUACGACCUCACACAAAGCCGCCAUGCGCGCCGCGAAGACCUCCGGCGCACCACCCUCGAACCACAACGUCAACAGCCCGGCGAACGCCCUCGUAUACGAACUGAGCAGUGUCAUCGUACACAAAGGCAAAAUCGACUCUGGACACUAUGUCAGUUACAGCAGGGAGGGCAACGACUGGUUCAUGUUCGACGAUAGCAAGGUCGUGCUGGUCAGUGAGGCAGAGGUCCUCGCUGCAGAGGCCUAUCUGCUAUUCUACAUGGUUGGCGGACUAGAGGUAUAGGAGCCUCCUAGGAGGAAGGUGGAGUCCCAAUGGUUUAGUGUACAGUAUUGUCCGGGCAUGUUACAGGUCAAGGAGCUGCAUUAAAGGCGUUGAAAGGGCACCCGGCGUUUGUGAGGGAGGUUGAGAAGCCCUCUUUAUCCUAGGAUUAUCUGGCAUGCACGGCUUCAACGUUGUCACUUUCUGAACACAUUACAAGUUUUCCUCCACAGACUUCACCAGCUUCACUACGCAGUAGAUCAUCCUGACUUCCUUCGAACGCAUUGGUGUUCAUCAUCCCCUUCCCAAUCA